CUGAGCGGAGCAUCACAACCAGCCGCAUUCAAGGAAACAGCCAAACACAGCACUUUUUUUUCUUUUCUUUGUGACUUUCCCCACAAUGCUGUUUUCGUACAACAACACCUAUCUUUAAUAAGAAGAAACAGAUAUAUUCGACGUGGACGCCCUUAUGGAAGCCGCUUGUCUUUGAAAAGCUGGGAGUCUCUGCCCAGGCAAAAAGAGGAGACCCGCUCAAUUGUUUCCUGCGCCAAGAACUGUAAAGACAUGGUCAUUACACCGCAUCUGUGAUGAACAGUGAGCAGUGAGCGUGAGGAAGUGUCAGAGGAUGCUCCUGAUCUGCGGGGCCCAGUGCUGAGGGAGGUCCACGGAGCCAACCGGUGCCCACCAUGUCUCACCACCAACACUACCAGCGAGGCCCCCAUGGCCGCACCAUGAGCUCCGAGGAGAGGAGCUCCACACCAGUCAACAAGACCUCCACACCGGUUCACAAGAGCGCCUCCUCCUCUUCCUCCUCCCAGCGCGACAGCCGGCAGGAGGCAGACAGCUGGGAAAUCAUCGAGGGGCUGAAAAUCGGUCAGAGCAACGUCCAGAGGCCAGAUAAACAUGAGGGUUUCAUGUUGAAGAAGCGGAAAUGGCCCCUGAAAGGCUGGCAUAAGCGUUUUUUUGUUCUGGACAAUGGUAUCCUGAAGUACUCCAAGUCCCCCAUUGAUAUCCAGAAAGGCAAACUGCAUGGCAGCAUCGAUGUCGGCCUGUCGGUCAUGUCCAUCAAAAAGAGAGCCCGUCGCAUCGACCUGGACACUGAGGAGCAUAUCUAUCACCUGAAGGUCAAAUCCCAAGACAUCUUUGAUGCCUGGGUGUCCAAGUUGCGUCAUCACCGGCUUUACAGGCAGAACGAGAUUGUACGAUCUCCCCGGGAGGCCACCAUGCGGACGUUUCCUCCACCAGCUGCCAUAGAGUCCCCCCAACCUGCCCCCAGUGUGGGACAUGAAGCCAAGCAGGCCAAGCCAAGCAGCUUGCCGUGGCAGCCGGUGGUCCCUAGUAACAGCAGCAACAGCAGCCUGCCCGCCUCCUACAGUAACGGCCAGAGCAAGGUGGUUGCUUGGCUGCAGGAAUCAGAGGAGAUGGACAAGUGCGCAGAGGAGCUUGCGCGAUGCCAGUCCAACCUGACCGAGCUGAGCCGGUUAUUGCAGAGUCUGGAGAUUCUACAAAGGACGCAGUCUGCGCCCAACUUCACAGAUAUGCAGACCAAUUGUGUAGAAUUGUCAAAGAAAGAAAAGCGCUUGAACAGAAGAUGGCGAACAAAAAGUGUCGGCAAAGAUGCGAAAUUCCAGCUUCAGGUCCCUCUCUCUGCCAGCAUGUCCCCCAUCCGCCUCCACUCAUCCAACCCCAACCUGUGUGCCGAGCUGGUGGACUUUCAGCCCUCUGCCUCACGGCUGGCAGACAGCGUAGAGUGCGCCAGUGAUUACAUUAAACUGCAGGAGGAAUUCUGCACCAUUGCCCAGAAAGUCCACUCUCUGCUGAAGUCGGCCUUCAACACAGUGGCUAUAGAGAAAGAAAAGAUCAAACAGAUUCUGUGUGACCAGGAACAGUCAGACCAGUCAACCCAGAUCAACUCUCUCAGGAAGUCUCUGUCACAGGCCCUGUCCCAAAACUCAGAACUUCGAACCCGACUCAACCGCAUCCACUCUGAAUCAGUCCUGACAGAACAAGUUGUCAGUGUGAACAUCAUCUCCACGCCUGAUGAGGCUGUGGAACAGAUGGGGAUCCCUCUGACUCAGCAGGCCUCUAAUGAGAGCCGACUCUCCAUGUCGGAGUCUGUCUCCGAGUUCUUUGAUGCCCAGGAAGUGCUUCUGUCAGCCAGCUCGUCAGAGAAUGAGGGCUCAGACGAUGAGUCAUAUGUCAGUGAUGUGAGCGAUAACAUUUCGGAGGACAACGCCAGUGUGACUGAUAACGUCUCCAGACAAAUGGCCAACGGAGACUUUGCUGGUGGUGCCUUCCGUAACGGGCGGCGUACCUGCCUGCCGGCACCCUGUCCUGACACCAGCAACAUCAACCUCUGGAACAUCUUACGAAACAACAUCGGCAAGGACCUGUCGAAAGUGUCCAUGCCCGUGGAGCUCAACGAGCCUCUCAACACCCUGCAGCGUAUGUGCGAAGAGCUGGAGUACAGCGAGCUGCUGGACAAGGCUGCUGAGACCGAGGAUCCCUUUGAACGCAUGGUUCUCGUUGCUGCUUUUGCCAUCUCAGGCUACUCAUCCACUUACUACAGAGCAGGAAGUAAGCCAUUCAACCCGCUACUCGGAGAGACGUAUGAAUGUAUUCGAGAAGACAAGGGCUUCUGUUUUUUCUCUGAGCAGGUGAGCCACCACCCUCCCAUCUCCGCCUGCCACUGUGAGUCCAAGAACUUCACCUUCUGGCAAGAUGUAAGAUGGAAAAAUAAAUUCUGGGGAAAAUCAAUGGAGAUUUUACCACUCGGCACCGUGAAUCUUAUGAUUCCCAGGUUUGGAGAUCUCUAUGAAUGGAACAAAGUCACCACCUGUGUGCACAACAUCCUGAGUGGACGCCGGUGGAUCGAACACUACGGGGAGAUCACUAUCAGAAACAUGAAGAGCAGCAGCUGCCUCUGCAAACUUACGUUUGUCAAGGGAAACUACUGGAGUUCUAAUGUGAACGAGGUCCAAGGAUUUGUGAUGGAUCAGGAAGGGAAAGUGAUCCACAGGCUUUUUGGAAAAUGGCAUGAGGGCCUUUACUGUGGCGUCCCGCCUUCUGCCAAAUGUAUCUGGAGGCCAGGCUCCAUGCCCACAGACUAUGAGCUGUACUACGGCUUCACCAGAUUCGCCAUUGAACUGAAUGACCUUUGCCCCGAGCUGAAAGACGUCCUGCCGCGCACAGAUGCCCGAUUCAGGCCCGAUCAAAGGCAUCUGGAAGAAGGGAACUUGGAGAUGGCAUCCUCAGAUAAGCAGCGGAUCGAGGACCUGCAGAGAACCAGGAGGAAGUGUAACGAGGAGAACAACAUCAAACAGGAGCCGCGCUUCUUCAAGAAAGUGGUUGAUGGCAAUCACAGGGAGAGAUGGGUCUCCAACAACACGUACUGGGAGCUCCGCAAAAACCCCGGCUUCAUCAAUAUGGAACCUACAAUGAGCCUGUGGUAGCACACGGAUUUCUAUGUACAUCAUGUAGUCAUCGCAGACACGAAGGCGGUUACCUAUGCACAACAAGGUGUUAAAGAGAAACAUGUUAACUAUAAAAACAUCCGUGUGCAUGGAUACGAACGACUGCAGAGCUGAAGGGUGGCCCGAUGCCCAGCGACCCCCGUUGCCACAUGGUCAUCCGUCCAUGGAAACGACUUCUAGGAUCACCUUCAUUGUGCUUGUCGAAGCCGGGUUGUCAGGGCAACAAUCGCACCACUCAUACGUAGACCUUUCCUCAGCUCCUUUGACUUCCAAGUAUGUCCUUGCCUUAAAAAGACACCCAUACAAGUCACGUGAUUUAGCGCUUUUUUUUAGUUGGAGCCGUCUGAUUUCUGACAGCCGUCGGGGUUAGACUAAUCUAAGAAGUAGACAUUUUGAUUACCUACGAUACCGUGCAUGUUUAGAGAGCAGCUUUCACUGGCAUUAAGCCGUAUUUACUAUAUCAUCAAUGUUGUAGAAAAAAAGAGGUAUUUUUAUAAAAUAUCUUGGACUCAGAAUUUAGUGAAAGAGUAUUAUGUGAAUUGGCAGAUUUUAUUUAUUUUUGCCUUUUAAUACUGUUGAAUCUUUGUGAUAGCAGUACUCUCUCUUGGGAAACAACUCGUUUAAAAUUCAUCUUGACUGCCGUAGAUAAAGUAUGAGGGUGAAUUUUUAAGGACGAGCUCUUAAAGUCGAACAAGGAGCCCCACCCUACAGGCCUUCACACCCCUUAUAGAUACUUUUUCUUUUAAAGCUGUCAACACAGAUCCACCAGACACCGCCACAGAGUUCAGUUCCUCGUCACGGUGGGAUUCUGUGUCUCAGAGUAAAUACUUCACCCCGUGACUCUGGGGCCAAGACCUCCACUGCCCCACGGUCUUAUUUUAGGCAUUGUAACAUGAAACCAGCUCCUCUGAAUCACAUGGUUACAUAAAUACAUGCAUAGACUCCCCUCCCAUAUAUAGCGGGCAAACAUUCAGUAUGUCCUCCUGCGUGAACGUGAUACAGAGAUCUGGUCUCAGUUAAAUAACAAGACUCUGAAAAACAUCUGACACAUCUUUAAGUCUAAGAAUAGAGAGUGUAAAGAUUGACCCCAUCAAGACCCCUGACACUAUUUUGUGAUUUGGGGUUAUUUAAACAGCAAAACAGGAGAGAAACAGUCACAUAUUUCCAGUAGGAGGCCAAACACUCAUCUACAUCCAGCCACAUGACUAAAGAGCUACAACAAUCAUUAUUUGACUAAUUAACAAAUCAGUUUUCUGUCAAAAUUAAUGCCAAAAUUGCCAUCACAGUUUACCAAAUCCCAAAGUGAUCAAAUCUUCAUCCUUAGACUGACUAGCAACUAAAAAUUUAAACUUAUAGUGAUAUGAGACAAAAAAAAGUUGCAACUUUUGUCAUUUAUGAAAAUAUUACCAGCAAAUGUUUGACAUUUUUCUUGAUAAAUGACUUCCAUUAUUUAAUCAAUCAAAACAGGACCAUAUUUUCUUUUAAUUAAUUAAUCAGUUAAUUAUAUCCAUGGCUGCUACAUAUAUUCAGUCCAUCAUGAAACAGCGGAGCCACCUGCAGAUCGCUCUGUGAAAAUGCAGUUUCUGGAAGAGAAUCUGUUCUUUUUUAUUCUGAAUGUUUUUAGAUGUUUAAGCCAAACUUUUUAAAAUGGGUCUGAUUCCCAAGAGAGUUUACUGCUACGAUGCUUCUGCAAAGCACCAGUUACUUAUUUGAAGUUUGUAUAUUUAUUGCAAAGCAGAUUAGCUUUAAUGUUUUAACCAGUGUCCCCCCCCCCCCCUUUUUGUGUUACAGAGUUAAGAAAAUAUAACACAGGGGGGCCUUUGAUUGAAAUCAACCCCCAACACGAGUAGUCACACAUUAUCCAAGCGUAUGAGGGCACAUUUAAUUUAAUUCCCCUCGUUCAGGACUGCAGAGUGAGGACACUGAAGGAGGAAAAAAAAAAAAAAAAAAGA
Molecule: messenger RNA, 5110 nt
Organism: Thunnus maccoyii (southern bluefin tuna)
Lineage: Eukaryota; Metazoa; Chordata; Actinopteri; Scombriformes; Scombridae
Gene: osbpl6
Product: oxysterol binding protein-like 6
Exons: 23
Coding region: 372-3137 (921 amino acids)
Cellular component (GO): intracellular membrane-bounded organelle; cytosol; plasma membrane
Molecular function (GO): cholesterol binding
Source: RefSeq, a predicted model, not a curated record